AUAAUAAAAACCAAAAAAUUAAAAUACCAAAUUUCAAACAAUAUGCUAUGGAGUUUUCCAUAAUUGAUUUGACCACACCAUCGACAACAACAUCAAAUUCUUCAGUUAUUAAUAAUAGCUUAAUUAAUGUCGACCCUAUCGUUGCCGUUACGGAUUUAUGCUGGAGCACCAUUUUGUGGGCCUUCACCAAUGUCAUUUUAUUUAUAUGCAUUUUGGGUGGUAAUGCUCUCACAAUUUUAGCAGUACGCACUUGCCGCCGCUUACGUUGCCUAAUUUCGAAUAUGUUUAUUUGCUCUUUAGCCGUUUCGGAUUUUAUUGUCGGUUUAAGUUUGCCCUAUCAUUUGGCGUUUUAUUUGGGCUCGAAUUGGGGCAGUGUACAUGAACUGUGUCUUAUACGUUUCUUUUUGAUUAUAUUUGCUUGCUGUGUAUCAAUUUUAACACUGAUAGCAAUAUCGAUUGAUCGUUAUAUUGCAAUCGUUUAUCCGCUACAUUAUACAAGAUAUAUGACACGUCGAGUAGCUAUAUUUAUAAUAGCAUUCAAUUGGUCAGUUGGUGCUACAGUAGCAGCAGUACCCAUGUUUUGGAACAAUUGGAGUACUGCUUUUCAAUGUGAGUUCGAUGAAGUUUUGCCACCCUGGUACAUGGCCGGCAUUAUAACACCAGGCUUUACCAUCAUAUGGAUGUUAAUGUUGUUUAUGUACUGGCGGAUAAUGAAGGAAGCCUCAAAACAGGCUAAACAAUUGAAAAAUCCAAGAGGCAAAAGAACAUCAAAUUAUCUACAGCCAGAUUGGAGAUCUGUGCAGAUUGUUGUCUUCAUUAUGGGCUGCUUUUCUAUAUGUUGGCUUCCUUACUUUAUAGUGGCCUGUUCUCAGAUAUUUAAAAUCUAUAAUAUAACACCAUUACUAUACAAAGCAACAUUUUCCUUGGCUAUGACAAAUUCAGCCCUUAAUCCUGUUAUAUAUGCUUGGAAAAAUUCCAAUUUUCGUAAAGCCUUUAUACGUCUAUUACAUUGUAAAUCUCCCAAUUGUUAUCAGAAUUCACCAGAGUUUAGCAAAGAGUCUCCCGUGUCACAAAAACGUUGUUCCAGAAAUGAUUCGCCAAUGGCAGACAAACGCUAUUCCAUAUCAAGUGCUGAUAUACCUAUAAAUCAUAAUGUUGAGGAGUGUGCGAUUAGUGGAGCUGAUGUUGAAGUGUGUGUGAUUAAUGCGAGUACGUUGCAAAUCAAAACAGAACGUUUGCCUAAAAUUUACACAGUUUCGAUGUCAACAACAUCGGAUUGCUUAUCAAUGCAUUGAAACACAAUGC
Calliphora vicina (urban bluebottle blowfly) is the source of this 1305-nucleotide messenger RNA. RefSeq names its product muscarinic Acetylcholine Receptor, C-type (gene mAChR-C). Gene Ontology annotation, biological process: chemical synaptic transmission; G protein-coupled receptor signaling pathway, coupled to cyclic nucleotide second messenger. The transcript is spliced from 3 exons. Gene Ontology annotation, molecular function: G protein-coupled serotonin receptor activity; neurotransmitter receptor activity. Bases 48 to 1295 code for a protein of 415 amino acids. Lineage: Eukaryota; Metazoa; Arthropoda; Insecta; Diptera; Calliphoridae. Gene Ontology annotation, cellular component: plasma membrane; dendrite. The record is from RefSeq and is a predicted model, not a curated record.